Pseudomassariella vexata is the source of this 815-nucleotide messenger RNA. RefSeq lists its product as uncharacterized. The coding region runs from base 62 to 517 and encodes 151 amino acids. The transcript has a single exon. The record is from RefSeq and is a predicted model, not a curated record. Lineage: Eukaryota; Fungi; Ascomycota; Sordariomycetes; Amphisphaeriales; Pseudomassariaceae.
UCCAGGCUCUGAUGUUGCUUCCUGUCCUGUGCUCAGCAGUGUAAAACAGCAAUUGAAGUCCAUGAAGACUCGUCUCCCCUUGCCAAUGUGGCUGUCUAUUCUGGUUCCAUUACAGGAGACAAUGGCUUGCUUCGCCGAGCGCUAUAUUCGGAUCACUAAAUGUGCCAUUAAGUACAUACUAAAGGUUAAGUGCUUUGAUGACUCAGAAUGCGCCUGCGCCAGCUUUAGAAACUUGCUCGACAUGGAAUUCCAGAAUAACGAAGAAUGCGGGCUAUCCCGGCCACUAGCUGUCAAACUUUGGUCCAACACAUACUCUGUCGCUAGAUUCAUACACGUUCAGAAACCCUCGGCCUGUCCACCUGAUACUUCUAGUCGAGUUAUUGAUGGUAGUUCAACGGGCAGGUGUAAAAACAUAUUUGCUUCCUCGUUGUCAAGUGGCGUGGCUGUUCAUCAAUCACCAUUUGCUCCCCUGCGUGCGUUCGUUAGGUCCGUUCCCAAUAUGUACCGCGGACGAUAACAUUCUCAGUCGGUUAUAACUACCAACAAACAAUAGUUUUGCUCCCAUCAGUCCAACAAUGCGAUGCUCCUACGACACUUGAGCCGCGGUUGCGUGAUGAUGCAGAGUGAUUUAGCCGAUCGUUCGAACGAAACAUCGGAGGCUCUGCGCACACUUUGCAGAGUAACAUCUGAGAGGGUAUCCCCAGAUGUUUGGCCGGAACCGUACAAUAACAUUAUGCUAUAGUUCGACGGCUUACGAUAUUUACAUUCCCUCUGAUAUUUGCGCAGCCACAGUAUGAUGAGCUACGUAAGCCGUU